Molecule: messenger RNA, 522 nt
Organism: Cladophialophora psammophila CBS 110553
Lineage: Eukaryota; Fungi; Ascomycota; Eurotiomycetes; Chaetothyriales; Herpotrichiellaceae
Exons: 3
Coding region: 1-522 (173 amino acids)
Biological process (GO): carbohydrate transport; transmembrane transport
Cellular component (GO): membrane
Molecular function (GO): carbohydrate:proton symporter activity
Source: RefSeq, a predicted model, not a curated record
AUGCAGGGAUUUCUGAAAGUGUUUGGACAUCCUAACCCGAAAAAUCCCAUCGGUUAUGGAAUAGAUUCCGUGUUCCCGCAAUUGAUUGCUGACGCUCAGUGCCUUCAUAUCGUCGCUGGCCGCGGGUUCGCUUGCACCAUCCUCAUUGCGACCACGAGCAAAGGAGCCAUCUACUUUGGGCGCUUGCUCCUGGGGCUCUCCAACGGCUUCCUCGUCACAUUUUCCAACAUCUACGUCUCGGAAGUCGCUCCAGCUUACCUGCGAGGUGUGCUCGUUGCGCUCGUCAGCCCUUGGGUCAGUAUGGGCGCCAUCCUGGGCGCGGCCAUUGACAAUGCCACCAAAACCCGAGUGGACAAGUCUUGUUACCAGCUCCCCACGGCUUGUCUGUACAUUGUCCCGGUACUGCUGUCGGUGGGACUUUUCUUCGUUCCAGAAAGUCCUCGAUACCUCCUUUUCCAGCGUUACGAAGCCAAAGCAAAACAAUCUCUGGUCCGAGUCCGAGGAGAGCUCUCCAAUCAAUGA